CCUAAUAUUGUAGUGUUGCGACUUUGCUAAGUCGGUGAAUCGCUCCUUCUCAGUUUUCAGACAUCAGAAGUGUGUUGUGAAGUAAGACGGCAGGAUACAAAAGCAACAUUUUCAAUUUUAUAAACGCUUUCAUGGAGUUAUACAUCCCUUUAUGUACACCCCGUUAUAUCAUCUGCUGCUCUCGGCCUUUCCAAUUUCAUCAUUUUUUAUUUUUAUUUUUUAGCAGGCGCACACAAUGGUGGCGGCUUUUAUUUUUAGCAGGGAUCUCAGAUGCUCUCCAUAUUAACGAUACGUUUAUGAACAAUCAAAUGGUCCUCGUUAAAAUUUAUUGAUGGACAUAAAAACCUCGAACGGUCACUGGCCGAAUAUAGUUGGCGUUUUUAGUGGGCUGUGAGUCUGUAAGCCUUCGGAAUCUCCUCGGCAGUAUCUGCACAAACCCCAUUUAGGGAAUGUUUGGUCUGCAGGCUCUCGUUAAAAGUCGUGCGAAAUGCAUCCCUUAUUUUGAUUCUCCCCAGUUUCCAUCGUGCACGUCUCCCUGCUGCAGCUGCGGAUGCUGCCGUGAAGGCUUUUCUCUUUAUAUAUCCCUAAAAACAAUAAACAGCAUUCUACGAGAAGUUAUAAACUCCUCACUUUAUCAAAUGCUGGUUUGCCGAGGAUAAAAAGAGCCAACGAUUCAAUAAACGCUUUAAUGCUGUAACAGUAUCUAUUGAAGUAGCAUAGAGCCCUGACAGAGAUUAAUUACACCAUCAAAUAGUUCCUUGCUUUAACACGCAAUGUGCGCAGGUCUGUGCUACGACUGGAUAAAGAUCUAGCUGCAGCACCGCACAUGAAUGGUUUCCUUAUUUUCAAAAAAAGAAAUGUUAUGGUCAAUUUUACCUCUAUGAGUCCUGGAAUGAAGUGAAAGAACACUUUGUUUAAUCCCAUUUAUGUGCAUUGGUAUCCCUGGAUAAGUGGCGCAUUGAUCCACUGUACAAUUUUUGUGGGGGUAAAUAUAAUCACGUGUCAGCGGGUCAGCCAAUGGGAGCCAGGGAAGCUUUGAGAAAUAAUUACCUGCCUUGAUUGUUCUACGGCUAGAUAAAAAAGUACACAUACACCCCAUAUAAUAAACGGAUGCAUGUAAAAGAGUCGGGGAGGCUUCGACAUGUCGACCACGGGUCCCAUAAGUAAUUAUUAUGUGGACUCCUUGAUCAACCAUGAGAACGAGGAUGUCCUUGCUGCGACUCGAUUCUCUGCUCCCGGUUCGCACCCAGCUGGCCCCCGUCCGACGUCCCUAGUCCCGGAGUGCGCCGACUAUCCUUCCUGCAGCUUCGCACCCAAACCGACCGUGUUCUCUACGUCCUGGGCCCCAGGACACUCCCAGUCAUCAGUGGUCUACCAUCCGUACAGUCACCAGCCGCACUUAGGCACAGACUCGCGGUAUAUGCGUUCAUGGCUGGAGCCGAUCUCAGGCGCCGUGCCUUUUCACGGCUACCCGGGGAACGGCAGACAUUAUGGACUGAAGCCCGACGCCUUCCAGGAGCACAGAGCCGGGGAAUGCCUCAGCUCCGCCGGACGGACCUACCCGGAUUAUCUGUACUGCUCAUCCACUGAUAUGCGAGACAAGACGCCGCAGAACGUCCCCUCUCCCGAGUCGGAGCUUCUUGCAUCUGGGAAGCAUAAGGAGGAGAAGCCGGAGCUAGAUCCUAAGGGCCUUAACGUGCAACAAAUCCACAUCCCCACAUAUGAAUUACUUACCAGUCUUCUCAGCUAUGAUAACCCCGUGGCCAAUUGGAUACAUGCCCGCUCCACAAGGAAGAAGCGGUGUCCUUACACAAAGUACCAAACUUUGGAACUGGAAAAGGAGUUCUUGUUCAAUAUGUACCUCACCAGAGACCGCAGAUACGAGGUCGCAAGGGUACUGAAUCUGACCGAGAGGCAGGUCAAAAUCUGGUUUCAGAACCGGCGAAUGAAGAUGAAGAAAAUGAACAAGGACAAGAGCGACAACAAGGAACAAUAAUGACUGCCGAGAGAGAGAGAUAGAGAGAGAGAGAGAGAGAGAAAAUAACUAAUUGAUAAAAAAAGAAAAAU
Messenger RNA from Poecilia latipinna (sailfin molly), 2067 nucleotides. RefSeq names its product homeobox C9a (gene hoxc9a). Gene Ontology annotation, cellular component: nucleus. Gene Ontology annotation, biological process: anterior/posterior pattern specification; regulation of transcription by RNA polymerase II; DNA-templated transcription. NCBI's taxonomy places the organism in Eukaryota, Metazoa, Chordata, Actinopteri, Cyprinodontiformes, Poeciliidae. The record is from RefSeq and is a predicted model, not a curated record. The transcript has 3 exons. Gene Ontology annotation, molecular function: DNA-binding transcription factor activity, RNA polymerase II-specific; RNA polymerase II cis-regulatory region sequence-specific DNA binding. Bases 1142 to 1996 code for a protein of 284 amino acids.